This is a messenger RNA of Closterium sp. Naga37s-1, 3234 nucleotides long. Lineage: Eukaryota; Viridiplantae; Streptophyta; Zygnematophyceae; Desmidiales; Closteriaceae. The record is from the annotation of a GenBank genome assembly.
AUGCCUGACGAUGGGAAGAGUAGCGGCACGGGCGUGGCGGUGCUAAACUGGUCCGAUCCGAGGUUGCAGGAGGAGCAGGCGAGCAAGGACACUGGGUGUGAACAAGGGGUAGGGACGGGCGACGCCAAGGGUCUGGGCAUCGUGGAGUUCCUGCGGGGCAAGCACAUCCUCGUCACCGGCGCCACCGGAUUCCUCGCUAAAGCCCUGGUGGAGAAGAUUCUGCGCGAGCAGCCCGACGUGGGACGCCUGUACCUCUUCAUCCAACCGCGUGCCGACCAACCCGCGCAACAGCGCCUCGAGCAGCUCGUGGAGAGCCCAAUAUUCGGGCAUUUGCGGUCAAAGCACGGCAGCGCGUAUGAGCAGUUCAUGGCAGCAAAGCUCGGCGCAGUGGAGGGGGAUAUUUCCAGAGAGGGGCUUGGCCUGAGUCCGUCUGUGUUGGAGGAGAUCCGCAGCAAGGUGCAGGUGGUGAUCAACUCCGCUGCCACCACCACCUUCGAUGAGAGGUACGACGUGGCCCUGAACAUCAACACGCAGGGACCGCGCCGCCUUCUGGAGCUCGCCCAUUCCUGCCCACACCUCCAGCUCCUCCUGCACGUCUCCACAGCAUUUGUGAACGGCAGAAGACACGGUCGCUGCAUGGAAAGGCCCUUCAACUAUGGGGACACGAUUGCUGCAGAGCUGCAGCAGCAGCACAGCACGGUUGCACAGGGGCAGCUGGAUAUCGAGACAGAAAUAGCUCUAGCGGAGAAGGAGAGGCUGGCAGCAGAGGCCGCAGCUGAAGCGCGGGGAAUGAGCAAGGAGGAUGUGCAGGCUGCAGUGCAGAAGCACAUGGUGGACCUGGGCAUGAGCAGGGCACAGCAGUGCGGGUGGCAGGACACGUACGUGUUCACCAAGGCCAUGGCCGAGAUGGUGCUCACGCGUGGACACAAAGACUUGCCCCUCGCCAUCGUGCGCCCAUCCAUAGUGGAGAGCUGCUUGAAUGAGCCCAUGGCGGGCUGGAUGGAGGGCAUGCGUAUGGCGGAUCCAAUCUUGCUUGCAUACGGGAAAGGACAAAUGGCAGGGUUUUUGGCAAACCCGGAUGGUGUUCUUGACAUGGUUCCAUGUGACAAGGUUAUAAAUGCCGUGCUAGCGAUCGCAACGCACACAGCAUCUCUGGGGUAUGGGACGCCUGUCUCUGUGUACCACGUGGCCACCAGCGUGGCCAACCCUCUGGGCAUCCAGCUCGUGGCAGAUGCCACCUCGGACCACUUUGCCCACUCGCCCAUGCUGGAACGCGAUGGCUCUGCUGUCACCGUGCAGCGCAUGCAGGUGUUCCGCCACCCGCAGCUCUUCAUGCUCGACGUCUGGCUCAAGUACCAGCUGCCGCUGCAGCUGGCCAAACUCUUCCCUUGGAACUCAUCCCUUUCGGAUCGCCGCAACAACCUUCUCCUGAAGACAGCACAGCAACUCAGCUACUUGGCCAAGCUAUAUGAACCCUACACCUUCUAUGCUGCCAGGUUUGAUGCAUCCAACACAGAGCACCUCUUUUCAUUGAUGUCUGAGGAGGAGCAGCAGCACUUUAACUUUGACCUGCGGUCCAUUGACUGGCACGCUUAUCUCUGGUUUAGCCCGCCCUCGUCACUCGCGCCCGCCCUCGUCACUCGCGCCCGCCCUCGUCACUCGCGCGGUGGCCGGGAUAGAAUGCCUCCCCUCGUCACGCGUUUCCAUUCGUCACCCGCGCUCCCCUUCGUCACGCGCGUUUCCCUUCGUCACGCGCGUUUCCCUUCGUCACGCGCGCUUCCCCUCGUUGCGCGCUCUCCCCCCCUCGUCACGCGCGUCUCCCCUCGUUACGCGCUAUCCUCCCUGGUCACGCGCGCUUCCCCUCGUGAAGGGCCGAGGGGGAGAGACAGAAGGGGAAGGAUGGAGGGGGAGGAACAGAGGGGGGAGGGCAGCAAGUGGGAGACGAAGGGUGAGAGCAGGUUCUUCCCUCACUCCCUCUGUUUACCCCGCAAACUAACAUCCUUUGCCUCACCUGCUUCCCCCCUCCCUCCUCCCUGCUUCCCCCCUCCCUCCUCCCUGCUUCCCCCCUCCCUCCUCCCUGCUUCCCCCCUCCCUCCUCCCUGCUUCCCCCCUCCCUCCGCCCUGCUUCCCCCCUUCCUCCUCCCUGCUUCCCCCCUCCCUCCGCCCUGCUUCUCCCCUCCCUCCUCCCUGCUUCCCCUCUCGCUCCUCCCUGCUUCCCCCCUCCUUCCUCCCUGCUUCCCCCCUCCCUAUGUCCUGCUUCCCCCCUCCCACCGCCCUGCUUCCCCCCUCCUUUCGCCCUGCUUCCCCCCUCCCUCUGCCCUGCUUCCCCCCACCUCCGCCCUGCAUAACCCCAGCCUCAUAGAGGUGCGCGUCACGCACCAAGUGAGCCUUUGCUUUCCCCAUAUGCCACCCCUCUACCUCGAUCUCACCAUCUUUCCUCUCCCUCCCCAUGUACCUCUCCUCUCCCUCCCCAUGUACCUCUCCUCUCCCUCCCCAUGUACCUCUCCUCUCCCUCCCCAUGUACCUCUCCUCUCCCUCCCCAUGUACCUCUCCUCUCCCUCCCCAUGUACCUCUCCUCUCCCUCCCCAUGUACCUCUCCUCUCCCUCCCCAUGUACCUCUCCUCUCCCUCCCCAUGUACCUCUCCUCUCCCUCCCCAUGUACCUCUCCUCUCCCUCCCCAUGUACCUCUCCUCUCCCUCCCCAUGUACCUCUCCUCUCCCUCCCCAUGUACCUAUCCUCUCCCUCCCCCUCCCUGUUUCCCCCCAUCCCCUUCCCUGCUUCCCCCCAUUCCCCUCCUUGUUUCCCCCCAUCCCCUUCCCUGCUUCCCCCCAUCCCCCUCCUUGUUUCCCCCCAUCCCCUUCCCUGCUUCCCCUCAUCCCCCUCCCUGUUUCCCCCCAUCCCCUUCCCUGCUUCCCCCAUCCCCCUCCCUGUUUCCCCCCAUCCCCUUCCCUGCUUCCCCCCAUCCCCCUCCCUGUUUCCCCCCAUUCCCUUCCCUGCUUCCCCCCAUCCCCCUCCCUGUUUCCCCCCAUCCCCUUCCCUGCUUCCCCCCAUUUCCCUCCCUUCCUCUUGCCCUCUCACUCUCCUUCCCCCCACCCUCUGCCCUGUUCCCACCUGCCCUCCCAAUCCCUGCCUUUCCCUCCCUGCCCUGCCCUUCCCUUCCCCAUCCCUUCUCAACCCUUCCCUUCCUUUUCAUGCCCUCCCCUUCCCCCUCACUCCUCGCCUUCCGCCCUCUAG